AAAAAAUUAUUUUAAAAUAAUAAUUUAUUUUAAUUAAAAAUAUUUAUUCUGAUUAAAUUUUAUAUCUAAAUACUAUCAGAUAUAUACAUUUAAAAAUAUUCAAAUACGUAUCUGCACAAAAUAAAUAUAUAAAAAUCAUGCAUUCAUUCUAAGAAUUGCUAAUUAAAAAAAGAAAAUUUAUUUACUAUGCAUAUAGAUUAAUAUUUUAUGUCAUUCAGAUAAAAAGAUAGGUAAAUAUAUAAUAAAUAUUUACAAUAGUAUAGUAGCGGUUAGUAUGUAUUGACAAAUUCUAUCAAAUAAAUAAAAGUAUUUUUUUAUAUUUUGACUAUUAAAAAAAUAAAAACAUUUUUUUAAAAUAAAAACAUAUUUUCUUAGAAACCAACUUUGUCGUAUAUGCUGUAGAAUCUACCAGCCAUCCAAUUUUUUUCUGACUGCUAUAAUUAUAUAUAGUGUAUUUUAUAAAAUGAAGGGUAUAAUUUACUUUCUUGAUAAAUUUAAAAUGUGAAUUUAAGAAGAAAAAAUGCUAAAUUUCAAUCCUUAAGAAAAUCUUAAAUGAUUUAUUUGCUUUAGAAUGGAUGAUGAUAUCACCUAGUUGAUGUGAUACCUUAAAUAUUUUAGCUCUGUAAAGUAAGAUAUUUAAAUAUAUCUAACAUAUAUGCAUGUACAAUAUCCCAAAUAAUAACUCCACUAAAAAUUCAUGAAUGUAAAAAUUAUAAAUACUAGAACUAAUGUCAUAGUAAGCACAAGCUAAAACAUAAAUUGUAUAGACAUUAAAUAAUGAGUGGAAGUAAAAAACCAGUGUUCCUAUCCAUUUUAUUGAUAAUGGUAAUGAUUCUCUCAAUUUCUCAAAAUAUAAAUAGUGUUAGUGAUUCUGCAUUUGCUCCAACAGGAGAGAAAAGAAUGUUCCCAAAGCCAUUAACUUGUGUGGCAGAUGCAAGAAAAAUUCCGAACUGUGUCGAAUCAGUGAAGAAUUUCCAUUUCAAAAAUGUUACAAAAGAAUGUUGCAUAGUUUUACUCGGUAUUCCUGAAGAUUGUAUUGGCAUUUUGUUUCCUAGGCGUUUUGUUUAUCGUAUUAUGCUUAAAACUACAUGUAAGUUAUUAGGUAUCACACUACAAGAAAACAGCGGCAUACUGAGGGAAAAAAUCGUCGGUAUGUCGUCGGAAUAACGCUAUUCCGACGACUUACCGACGAAAAAAGU
This is a messenger RNA of Brassica napus (rape), 1199 nucleotides long. RefSeq lists its product as uncharacterized. The coding region runs from base 778 to 1167 and encodes 129 amino acids. NCBI's taxonomy places the organism in Eukaryota, Viridiplantae, Streptophyta, Magnoliopsida, Brassicales, Brassicaceae. The record is from RefSeq and is a predicted model, not a curated record. The transcript has a single exon.